CUUGCAUUUCUUUUCCUGCAAAACUUCUGCGAGAAGCUUUACUGUGUGUUUCUUGUGCGUGAACUACAGCAUCAACUGGGGAACUCUAAAUCAAGUCUUUCGAAACCGAAAUCAGAGUUUGAGAAAAUGUCUUCAGAAAGGACAGGAAGUGUAGUAGGGAGUGAGGUGAUGCCCCUGGACUAUGGGAGCAUGGACUCAGAGAGUAGUCCAUCUCCAUCUAGUUCGGAGAAGACGGUCGAGGGGGUGAGAGGAGAUGAGGUGGUGGAGGUUGGGGGGGAGGUUAGGGAAAAUGAGGUGGUAGGGGUUGAGGGAGAUAGCAUACCCAUUACCGUAGUAGAAGUAGAGGGUAGAGGAGAGGGAGAGUAUGAUGUGAAUACGGAGAUAGUGGAGGAGGUGAAGCAGUACAGGUCUGAGCUAAGGACCAGGGAUAGCCUGGGUCACUUGGUAGAGAAUUAUGAGAUCUCUUCCCGAGUGUUAGUUAGGCCAGCUGGGGUAGAGGAGAGGGCGUGCUCUGCUCCUCGGGAUCACUGGAUGCCUGUGUAUUCCCACUAUUUGAUAGCGGGACUCAGGGGGGAAGGGAAGGGGGAUGCCAAGGUGAGGGCGUUAGCUUCCUGGAAGGCCAAAAGGGCCAACCAGAAUAGGUUUAGCUUAAAUGGGGAUGAGGAGGAAGAAGUGAGGAAGUUGGUGAGGAAGAGGGGAGAUGAAUUGAAUAUCAUGGACCUCACCAGUGCAGCAUGCAUAGAAGCUGCUGAGCUCUAUGGGCCAAGCACUCUAAGUGAAGCUGAAAUGGACCAGUUUCUAAACACUGCUGGAGGAGCGCCCAUCCCCAAGAAGCCAAGGAAGAAGUCAAAGACUUCAACCAAGAAAGUGGAUGAGGGGAAGACUGGGAAAGAGGUGGUGCCCUUGGCUUCAGCUGAGACGGAGGAGGAUGUGCCAGCGCUGAAGAGGAAGGGUUGGGAGGAGAGGAGGGCACUGCAGAAGAAGCAGAAGGUGGAGGAGGAGGAAGAGGGGAAUGGGGUUCCUGAGUUCGUACCUCAGCCUCCUCCUGUUGAGUUGAACCCUGAGCUCAGACGGUUGGAGGAGGGGGCUGAGGUACGGGCUCCUGGUAAGGGAAAGGGCCCUGUUUCCCUGGUGGUGCCUCAGAGCAGCCUGUUUGAGGCAAAGAACAUAAUGGGGGCUAGGUGGUUCAUCAAUAGCACCUUCCCCGAAGUGGACAAGCGCAACGCGCGGGAGGAAGCUCUGAGGUACGGGGGAGCAUCUGUUGUGAAGCAUGUUCUUGAGAGCGCGACCUGGAAGGAGAAGGAGGUGCUGGAGAAGAAAAAUAAAGAUCUGCAAGAGUCGCUGGACGAGGUGGUUCCAACUUUGAAGCAGUUGGAACAGGAGAGGUCUUCCCUGAGCACCAAGCUCGGCUUUGAAGAGAGCAAACGAAAGAUCUCUGAAAGCGAGCGUGAGGCUCAGGCGCAAGAACUGAAGCUGACGAAGGAGGCUUUUUUGGAGCUGAAGGGGAACGUGCAGACCUUGGUGCACAAUGGGAUGAAGGAGCACAUCAGCAACUUCAUCAGUUCUAUCUCGUUUGACAACAUCGUCAACCUAUACCGGCUGCCUACUGCCAUCAUCGCGUUCACGGACUGCAGGAAGAGGGUGAAGGCAGAAUAUCCCGAAGUGGAUAUUACAAAGAUCACCUUCGGAGAGCAAGAAGGGGGAGUGGAGGAAGAUGGGGAGAGCAUGUCAGUAGACUUCCGUCCUCAGAUCAAACUGAGGUGGGAGGAUGAUGCAAAUGGACGUGCUGUUUUCCCUCCACAGUUCGACUUCGAGUUCGUGGCAGUGGAGGAAGAAGGGGCAGAGGUAGAGGGAGACGAGGUACAGGCAAGAGUGGAGGGAGCUGAAGUGGAUGAGAGCCAACCAGUUCCAGAAGUGGAGAUUCAUCCAGUUCCCUCCGACGAUGAGCAGCCUCCUUUGCCAGACGAGCAGCAGUCAAGACAGCCACCUCUUCCAACUGAAGAGGAGCCAGUGGAGCCACCUCCUCCAGCAGAAAACUAAUUUUGUUUUGUUUGUGUUUUUUAUUAUUAUUAUUAUUUUUUGUAAAGACAUUUAAACAGCUUGUAAUAGUUAUUUUAGUUGAAAUGAGAAUGUAUAUUUGAAAUCAUGUGUUUGUUUAUAUUUGCUUUACAUUUUUGGUAUUAUUUUUUAUUAAUAAAAGAACUGUGAUUGC
Molecule: messenger RNA, 2212 nt
Organism: Rubroshorea leprosula
Lineage: Eukaryota; Viridiplantae; Streptophyta; Magnoliopsida; Malvales; Dipterocarpaceae
Source: the annotation of a GenBank genome assembly